AUGUAUUUAUCUAUCUUGUCCCUAAAUCUAUCUAUCUAUCUAUCUAUCUAUCUAUCUAUCUAUCUAUCUAUCUAUCUUUUUUUCAUUUUUGAAAAAUUCAUUUUAAACCUAAGGUAUCUCCGUUCAUAUCUAUCUAUCUAUCUAUCUAUCUAUCUAUCUAUCUCAGUCUGUUCGUAUCUAUCUAUCUAUCAUUUUAAUUUUAAAAAUGUACAUCUAUCUAUCUAUCUAUCUAUCUAUCUAUCUAUCUAUCUAUCUAUCUAUCUAUCUCAGUCUGUUCAUAUCUAUCUGCAUGCCAACAUCGAUCUAUUUUUGCUUUCUUUUCUUUUUUUUGUUAAUGUAAUUUUUCUUUUUUCUUUCUUUCUCUCUGUUCAUAUCUCUUUAUUUCUUUUGAAGAUUCUUUUUUCUUUCUUUCUUUUUAUGUUUUCUUUCUUUCUUUUUAUGUUUUCUUUCUUUCUUUUUAUGUUUUCUUUCUUUCUUUCUUGUUAUGUUUUCUUUCUUUCUUUUUAUGUUUUCUUUCUUUCUUUUUAUGUUUUCUUUCUUUCUUUCUUGUUAUGUUUUCUUUCUUUCUUUUUAUGUUUUCUUUCUUUCUUGUUAUGUUUUCUUUCUUUCUUUUUAUGUUUUCUUUCUUUCUUUCUUGUUAUGUUUUCUUUCUUUCUUUUUAUGUUUUCUUUCUUUCUUUCUUUCUUUCUUUCUUUCAUGUUAUGUUUUCUUUCUUUCCUUCUUUCUUUCUUUCUUCUUAAUUUUCACUGGAUCUCUCCUGUAUUUUCAUUGAAAUAUCCUUUGCUUUCUUUUUUCUUUUUUCUUUCUUGUUUUUCGUUCGAUGAAUAUAUCUUAACUUUUUCAUCAUUUCAUCUUUUUCAUUUCAUUUUUUUCUUAAUUUUUUUUUCAUUAUUUUUUCUUUCAUUAUUUUUUCAUUUUUUUCAUUUCAUCUUUUUUGUCCUUUCCAUCGUUCGCACGUUCUAUCGUUCGUUCUUUGUCAUUAUUUUUAAUAUCUCUUUUUUUACCUUGGUACUUAUUCUUUCUUUCUUUUUGUGUUUUUUACUUUUUUCUUUCCGACAGUUUCCUGUUUUUCUUUUCUUUCUUCUGCUUCUUUUAACUGAUCCCAUUUUUAACUUUUCACCUUCAUUUCUAUUCAAUUGCUUGGCUUUUCUUUCUUUUACUUUCUAUAUUCUUCAUUCUUUAUCUUCUUUUGCCUUUCUACGCAAUCUUUUAGAACUUUCCUUACCCUUUCCUUUUUUAUAA
Acanthosepion pharaonis is the source of this 1242-nucleotide messenger RNA. The record is from the annotation of a GenBank genome assembly. NCBI's taxonomy places the organism in Eukaryota, Metazoa, Mollusca, Cephalopoda, Sepiida, Sepiidae.